Rangifer tarandus platyrhynchus (Svalbard reindeer) is the source of this 2220-nucleotide messenger RNA. NCBI's taxonomy places the organism in Eukaryota, Metazoa, Chordata, Mammalia, Artiodactyla, Cervidae. The record is from the annotation of a GenBank genome assembly.
AUGGAGAAAAGUAGGAUGAACCUGCCCAAGGGGCCGGACACGCUGUGCUUCGACAAGGACGAGUUCAUGAAGGAAGACUUUGAUGUCGAUCACUUUGUGUCUGACUGUCGGAAGCGAGUGCAGCUGGAAGCACUCCGAGAUGACCUGGAGCUCUACUAUAAGCUGCUUAAGACAGCCAUGGUUGAGCUCAUCAACAAGGACUACGCAGACUUUGUCAACCUGUCAACAAACCUGGUUGGUAUGGACAAGGCCCUCAAUCAGCUUUCUGUGCCUUUGGGACAGUUACGAGAAGAGGUUCUGAGUCUUCGGUCAUCUGUCAGUGAAGGAAUUCGGGCAGUAGAUGAACGAAUGUCUAAACAAGAGGACAUUAGGAAAAAAAAGAUAUGUGUGUUGCGGCUUAUACAGGUUAUUCGAUCGGUUGAGAAAAUUGAAAAAAUCUUAAAUUCUCAACAUCCUAAAGAAACAUCUGCACUAGAAGCAAGCAGCCCGCUUUUAACUGGACAGAUUUUGGAGAGAAUUGCCACAGAAUUUAAUCAGUUACAGUUUCAUGCUGUUCAAAGCAAAGGCUUGCCUCUUUUGGACAAAAUAAGACCACGUAUAGCUGGUAUUACAGCCAUGUUACAACAGUCACUGGAAGGCCUCCUGUUAGAAGGUCUUCAGACUUCCAGUGUCGAUAUUAUUCGGCACUGCUUACGGACUUACGCCACAAUUGACAAGACACGGGAUGCAGAGGCGUUAGUUGGUCAAGUCCUUGUGAAACCCUACGUAGAUGAGGUGAUUCUAGAGCAGAUUGUUGAUAGUAAUCUGAGUGAUCUCCAGCUCAUGUAUGAUAAACUCUUGGAGUUCGUUCCCCAUCACUGCCGCCUUCUUCGAGAGGUCACAGGAGGAGCCAUCUCAAGUGAAAAGGGCAAUACUGUUCCCGGCUAUGAUUUUUUGGUGAAUUCUGUCUGGCCAGAAAUAGUACGAGGAUUAGAAGAAAAAUUACCCUCGCUUUUUAAUCCUGGGAAUCCUGAUGCAUUUCACCAGAAAUAUACCAUAAGUAUGGAUUUUGUAAGAACAUUUGAACGGCAAUGUGGAUCACAGGCCAGUGUAAAAAGAUUAAGAGCACAUCCCGCCUAUCACAGCUUCAAUAAUAAGUGGAACUUGCCUGUUUAUUUUCAAAUAAGAUUUAGAGAAAUAGCUGGAUCCUUAGAAGCAGCACUUACAGAUGUCCUGGAAGAUGCACCAGCUGGGAGCUCGUAUCGCCUUAUGGCUUCUCAUAGGACGUGGAGCAGCCUUCAGAGGUGCUGGUCUGACAAGAUGUUCUUGCCGCUGCUGGCGCAUCGUCUGUGGAGACUGACGCUGCAGAUUCUGGCGCGAUACUCCAUAUUUGUCAAGGAGCUUUUACUCAGGCCCAUCUCUAAUGAAAGUGCUAAGGAUAUUAAAAAGCCUUUGGUAACUGGCAGCAAAGAUCUUUCUAUCACCCAAGGAAAUUGCGAAGACCAAGCAAGUGGCCCUUCUGAAACAAAGCCCAUCGUCUCCAUUUCCAGCACUCAACUUGUCUAUGUGGUCACAGACCUGGACAGGCUUCAGGAGCAGCUUCCAGAACUCUUAGAAACAAUCAAGCCAAAACUUGAAGUGAUGGGCUUUAAGAAUUUUUCUUCCAUCUCAGCAGCCCUGGAGGACUCCCAGCUGUCUUUGUCUGCCUGUGUACCCGCCUUGAGUGAGAAAAUCACCCAGGACUUAAGUGAGUCUUGCUUUAGUCACCUGAAAAGUGCCCUGGAGGUUCCCAGGCUGUACCGAAGAACCAAUAAGGAGGUGCCAGUGACAGCCUCCUCUUACGUGGACAGCGCUCUGAAGCCAUUGUACCAGCUUCAGAGCAGGCACAAGGACAAGCUCAAGCAAGCCACGAUUCAGCAAUGGUUAGAAGCCGCUCUCUCUGAGAGCACGCAUAAGUACUAUGAGACCGUGUCGGAUGUCCUGAACGCUGUGAGGAAGAUGGAGGAGAGCCUGAAGCGGCUCAAACAGGCCAGGAGAGCCACUCCCGCCAGCCCGGCUGGGCUUAGUGGCGGUGGCAUGAGUGAUGAUGACAAGAUCCGACUACAGUUGGCCUUGGACGUUGCAUAUUUAGGAGAGCAGAUAGAAAAGAUGGGCCUGCGAACAAAGGACAUAAGAAGCUUUCCGGCUCUCGCAGAGCUCGUUGCUGCUGCCAAGGACCAGGCACCUGCGGACCAGCCUUAA